Mytilus trossulus (common blue mussel) is the source of this 1421-nucleotide messenger RNA. RefSeq names its product neuropeptide Y receptor type 4-like. The coding region runs from base 274 to 1410 and encodes 378 amino acids. The record is from RefSeq and is a predicted model, not a curated record. The transcript has 2 exons. Gene Ontology annotation, biological process: G protein-coupled receptor signaling pathway. Gene Ontology annotation, cellular component: plasma membrane. Lineage: Eukaryota; Metazoa; Mollusca; Bivalvia; Mytilida; Mytilidae. Gene Ontology annotation, molecular function: G protein-coupled receptor activity.
UUCAGUUGGUGUAAAAGGGGGAGGACACAAUAGUCUAACCAUAUAAUCCUAAUGUCAUGUAAACAAAAAAAACAAGCCGUUAAUCAAUGUUAAAGAUGACGUCCAAAAGAUAAUCCAUUGAUGUGUUUAUUUACUCCAUACACCACACAAGGAAGUAUGGGUCGUAUACAAAGUAGGAAGGAAACGUACGUCAAGUGCUGUUAUAUUUCAUCCUAUUUAAUCAGCUUUCAUUUAUCAUUAUUCUCACCAUCAGAUUUAUAAAACUACUUAGGGAUGGAGGUCAACACUACUCGAGGCUUUUUAACAACCAGCUCAUAUCAACUAAAUACAACAGACAGUACCAAUCUCGUGGAACUAGAUCUCCAGAAUUUCUUAAACAACGACAUUCCAGUAACGUCUAUUCUAAGUGUUCUUUCGUUACUUGGAGUUAUCGGGAAUCUCCAUGCUAUUGUCAUAUUUCGUAGGUACCCAGUAUCUCCUGUUACAAUUCUAAUACUAUGGAUGGUUGUAGUUGAUUUCGUCACGUGUUUCGUCUGUAUUCCUCUAGAACUGGUGCAGAUACGCUUCAAAUACACAUAUCCAUCAAAUGUGUUAUGCAAAUUUACUCGUUUUCUUACUAAUUAUACGAGUUUUACAGCUGGUGUCUUACUAAUAAUAAUAUCAGUUGAACGACGACAAAAAAUAUGCGCGCCAUUCCAGUGGCAGUUAUCCCUUGAAAGAGCGAAAAUAUUAGGAAUAAUUGUUAUUAUCGUAUGUGCUUUUAUGUCUAUACCGUCAAUCUUUUUAUAUGGCUUUUCAGAACAAGGUGUGAAUUAUGAAAAAACGUUUGAUAAAGGUUGUACAUUUCUUAAAGGAAAGCAAACAUCGAUGCCAACAACCUACGCCAUAUUGGUUUUGGUCAUCUGCUUAUUUGGAUUCAUCACAUGCGCUGUCGCUUAUAUUCAGAUUGUCAAUGUAAUACGAAAACAACUUCGGGCAGAAAAGAACAGAACGACACAGUAUUUAGACGGAAUGUCUAACAAUGAAGAACCAUCAUCCCCUGGGCCAAGGACCAGAUCAGAGAGCCUUACUCCAGAAGCUUGGGACCAAUUCACUUCCACAAUACAAAGAAGAAAGACGCGACAAAAGCGCUACAAAGACUCGAGAACUAUGACUAUUAUGCUAUUGAUAGCAACCGGUGUGUCUUUCGCUGGUUUCAUUCUACAUGUCUCUGCUGUUAUCCUACGAAUAACAAUAAAACCUUACGCAUUAGAAGGCGUCCGGUCAAUAUAUUCUGUUUUAGUUAGAGGCUAUUAUUUACAUAGUUCUGUUCAUCCAAUUAUUUACUUCAUUGUGGACCAACGAUUUAGGACUGAAUGUAAAAAGUUUUAUAGAAGUAUUGUAAUGUCAUGUUCUGCUGGUAAAGAGUAACAUUUUUAAAA